Messenger RNA from Linderina pennispora, 1914 nucleotides. RefSeq lists its product as uncharacterized. The record is from RefSeq and is a predicted model, not a curated record. NCBI's taxonomy places the organism in Eukaryota, Fungi, Kickxellomycota, Kickxellomycetes, Kickxellales, Kickxellaceae. Bases 1 to 1914 code for a protein of 637 amino acids. The transcript is spliced from 3 exons. Gene Ontology annotation, molecular function: protein binding.
AUGCAGAUCGACAGCAGCAUGAGGUUCAGCGAUGUGGAGCAUGCGAUCUGGGAUUGCAUACGCAGGGACGACAUGACACAUAUAAUUGAGCUGUCCAAACGCGCGUAUGGCGGUUGGAAGGCAGACGGAACGACGAUCUCUCCACUCACGCAGUUCAUGCUGGUCAAGCGGAUGUGUUCGGUCGAUGGAAUCUUGGCUGGAAUCUAUGCGACAAUGCAGACAGAAAUGCGCGGCGAUUUGGACGACUGCACCAUGCUUUUUGCGGCGCUGCUGGCGGACCAGGACGUCGGGCUGGCGGUAGAAAGGAUCGUCGACGUGAUGCUGGAGGACACCAGCUCACUGAUCCUGCAUUCAACACAUCAUGCAGCGAUAUCACAGAUCCUUGCCGCUAUCGAACCGCCAGAAUGCCCCGGGGAUACCGACAAGCUCAUGCGCUCGCUAUCAGCGCACGAUAUGGUCAAGCAGGCAUUCAUGGUAUUUCGUGACGCUGAGUCUCGGACCGCAUGGACCACCACGGGUAAAUUCACAGCCACCGAGUCAAUUUACGCAGUGCUGGCCGACAGUCUGGCACGCACCGAUGACAUCCGCGCAAUUACGUUUCUGACGCGCACUGCACUGCGAUCUGGGGUUACGGCAUCGGUGCAUUACUAUACGGCGAUCAUCUGCGGGCUGACGCGGAAAAGCAAGCCGACACAGAUGGGCGAGUUCUUUCUGCGCAAAACACAGGUCGCAGAUUCUUUGCUGGCAGAUAUGAAGCGGUGCAAUAUUAAGCGGCCAGCGAAGGUAUACCACUCGCUGAUGUAUGCGUGGGCGAUACUGAAGCAGCCAAAGCAGGUGCGCGCAUAUUUUGAGGAGCUCUGCAUGCUGCAAAGCAGUGAAUCGAGCAGCGGUAUCUUGGUCAGCGAGGUGACAUGGGGCAUACUAAUGUAUGCGUAUGUACGUUCUGGUGACGUUGCUGGCGUGAUGAGUGUUUUGCGGGAGGCUUCUGAAUGGCUCCUGUCCAGCUCUCAGCGAUCCCCUUCGGUUGUGGAUGCUGAAAGCUGUACUGAGCACGCCCGUACAAGCUAUCUGCUCAACAUGGCUAUGUCCUCGCUCCUUUCCGCCAAAGAUCCGCACACAGCACUCUCGCUGCUCGAUGAAAACAUCUCGCAGCCCACCGCUCUGCACGCUAGCUCAGGCGACCCUGUGACGCUCAACCUCAUCAUGCGUGCGCUGCUCUCGGACAACCAACUCCCAAAGGCCCUGAGCGUCUAUGACCAAAUCCACGCGCAGUAUGAGCUGCCCGAAUCGCCAUCGGAUCUAACCAUGGUGCUGCGGUACUGCAUCCAGACAAGCGAUGUCAACGGGGCAUUUGCAUUAGUUGGCCGGAUCAUGCAGACUGGUGCGUCGCUGACUGACCACCAGUGGCAUGCGUUUAUGCGACUGUGUGUGUACAAAUGCAGCCCGGAUACGGUCCUGUAUAUUUACGAUCAGAUCUGUAAGCUGGCUGGCGUUGAUGGGAUAAAGGAUGUCCCCAAGCUGCUGGUGCGGUUUCCUGAUAUCGCUGACUGGGUGUGUACGGCUAUGGAGGACAUGAAGCGGAUUGCAGAUGCACGGACUGUUCGGCGAUCGCUCUCCUCGACUGAUUCUUCAUUGCUGCUCCCGCCAGUGAAGUCUAUAGCGGUCCAAACAAACCGGGCAAAGUGCCUGUCGCUGUAUCGUGGCCUACUACGUCAAGUGCGUGGAUUUCCGAUACCGGAGAUGCGGGCCAAGCUCAAGCAUAACGCGCGGUUCACAUUCGAGCUCUACCGUGACCUACCCACGAAUGAUCCGCAGAUUGCACGGCUGGUGGACGAGGGCCAGAGCCAGAUCAAAUGGCUGCAGGGCUGGCAUGCUGACGGAGGCCAGCUGCUGGUCCGAAAAGAAUCGAGAUAG